Molecule: messenger RNA, 5256 nt
Organism: Truncatella angustata
Lineage: Eukaryota; Fungi; Ascomycota; Sordariomycetes; Amphisphaeriales; Sporocadaceae
Product: UDP-glucose:glycoprotein glucosyltransferase
Exons: 3
Coding region: 493-4995 (1500 amino acids)
Cellular component (GO): endoplasmic reticulum
Molecular function (GO): UDP-glucose:glycoprotein glucosyltransferase activity
Source: RefSeq, a predicted model, not a curated record
AGGAGCCAGAGGAUCCCUGUUCACCCAAACGCCGCCGUCCCCUGAUGUGUAAGUACUUGUGCUGUGGAGAGCUAGCUUACUUACCCGCUAGGCCUUAACUGUACAGCUUUGAUGCAAUGUGUUCUUGUUGUCUUGUCACUACACGUGCAGACAUGCAACGAAAGUUAUCAAAGGUUACCGAAUGCCUCUUCUCUUCCAAUAGGUGGCAGCUGUAAAUGCUAUGCUGGCCAACUUCCGCCCUUUUUAAUUGAUGUCUUCUUUGAAAUUGGCAUCGAACAAAGCUAUGAUAUAAACUCGCUGGAGACGCCUCGCCGUCAUUACACUGGAACCUUUCAAGUUGCUCCUUGCUCCUUAGCAGUGGGAACCCCUCCAAACUCUAUUGUUUAUAUAUCCGCCGGCGGACCGCCCUGUACUUUAUACUCUCUACGUAGCCCAGCUCAGUUGUCAUAGCCAUACGCGUACUCGUUGCUACUGAGGGACAUCACCGCAAACAUGUUACGGCUAUUGAAGCUGCCUGGUGGUCUUGCCGCCACCUUUUUGGCAGCAAUCUGUCUCAAUGCCGGCAGUGCCACAGCAGGCCCGACUGUUACUGUGGGCAUGAAAGCUGCUUUCCACUCGCCUCCAUAUCUUCUCGAGCUGCUUGAGACCGCCGCUGAAGAGAAUGCGACUUCAUACUUCCCCCUGCUCGAUCGUAUUGCGAGCGGACACUUUACCGACACCACAACCGACAAAGGCCUGUAUGAUAGGUUUCUUGAUCUUCUCCAACAAGAUGGUCACAUCUCCGGCCCCGAGGCCCUGUCCACCUUCAAACUCGCCUUGUCUAUGCGGUCGGCUGCCCCGAGAAUAGAGGCCCACUACCAAUACUAUGAUACUGCCGUCGAACCAGUCGUGUCACCCAAGGAUGAUUGCGCAGACUGGAUCCUGCUUGGAGGGAGGCAGUAUUGCUCUGCGUCUCUAUCACACGCAGAAGGCACCAUUGAUGGCCAAUCGCAAACGCGAAUGCUGCCCUUUGAUCGCGCACUAGGUAGAGGUCCUGAGGCAGUGCUCUAUGCCGACCUCACCAAGCCUGGCUUUGGCUCCUUUCAUACUGCGCUCUCUGAUAUGGCAAGGAAGGGAGAGGUCUCCUACCGCCUGCGGUAUCGACCUGAUCAGCGAGAACUGCUGGAGAAAUUGCCCGUGAAUGGUUAUGGCGUAGAGCUGCAGUUGAAGCGCACAGACUACAUCGUCAUUGACGACCGCGAGGGAGAUUCGAAAGCGGAAGCGUCCGGCUCUACCAAACUGGAAGUAAAUCUAGAUGCUGAAGAUGAGGUCGCGGAUUUAAAGCCCCUUGCGAGCUCCGAACUCUCUGCGCUGGGUGUUAAAGCUGCUUCUUUCAUCAUGGAAAGCGAUGAUCCCUUCGAUUCUCUGCUGAAGUUGACUCAGGACUUUCCAAAGUACUCCGCAUCGUUCGCCGCCCACAACGAAUCACAGGAUUUCUUGAGGGAGCACUACUUCAACCGUGGUCAAAUGGUCCCACAGGGGAUGAAUGUGCUUUGGAUGAACGGUGUCCAGAUGAUUGAGAGACAAAUUGACCCCUACACGCUGGUUGACUUGCUCCGUAGAGAACGGACACUCAUCAAGGGUGUCCUGGACCUUGGCUUGACUGGCAAACAAGCCGUCUCUCUUCUCGGAAAUCGAGAAGUGACCAUGGCCAAGUCUAAUGACGAAGUUGGUCGGUUCGACUGGAGAGAUGAAAUCGAAGAUGGAAGAGUCAUUGUUUGGCUCAAUAACAUCGAGAAGGACAAGCGGUAUGCUGAGUACCCCACAAGCCUCAUGUCUCUUAUGCAACGCACUAUGCCCGGUCAAAUCCCGCCCGUUAGGAAGGACAUGUUCAAUCUGAUCGUGCCUGUCGACCUCACGAACCCUGAAGAUAUUGCUCUCGUCGUUGAGCAGCUGAAAGGUUUCAUCACAAGAUUGCUACCCAUUCGAUUCGGGCUUGUUCCAUUAACCCCGACUCCUGUAGCAGAGCAGCAAGCCAAAAUCGUCUACUACCUGCUUGAGAAUUACGGUCUUGCAUCACUGAUGGCGUAUCUGGAGUCAUGCAAUACUGGGAAGCAAGUUUUCAGUAUUGAGCAGGGGAAGUUUGAGAAAGCUACAAAAGACCGAUCCCUGCGUGAGGAGGCGACUGCUCUAUCUUUUGGGGAUAUUUUUGAGUCCGAACACUACAUCAAACAGAUUGAACAUGCUAGACAUUGGGUCACCAGACUCAAUGCGGCCACCACAGUUCCUCCUAUCUUUCUCAACGGUCAAGCCAUCCCACGAGAGGAAUCAUGGCUUCAGGAGAUGAGCAUGAAGCUUGGCCAAGAUCUUCAGCUUAUCCAGCAAGGCAUUUACUAUGGCCAGGUGAACGAGGACAUGUGGAUUCCAAGCCUUUUCCUGGAAAACGCACCAACGCGCCGAAAUGUCUAUAUUUUCCCCGGUAAGGAUAACCAGCUUACCGUUCUUGACGUGAACAAGGUUUAUAGUGAGCAUCACGAUCUAUUCAACGUUGUGCCUGUAAUUGAGGCUAGUCCCGACUCUAGUAAAGAGACCUGGGCUGCUUUAUCAGUCUUUGCCGAUUUUACUGGCCAGCCCGGCUUGAAGCUGCUCCUGUCAGCUCUGGAGUUCCGUCGCAACAACCCGAGCGUGCGUAUUGAUAUCAUCCACAACCCUACUACGAUUACCAAUGACGACAAUGUCAAUGCCCGCCUCGUAAGGGAGAUCGAAAAGCUGCUAGAAAUUGAGAACUUGGAAACCUUGGAAGUUCUCGUAACUGGCGCGGGUAGCGACAAAGUAGACGGUACUGCAUAUUAUAUGUCUUUGGCACGGUUCUUGUCUGCUGCCGGUUUCCAGCCUGGCGCUCAAGUUCUGCUCCUGAACGGCCGUGUUGUCGGUCCUCUUGCCAAUGACGCUGAGUGGACAGAAGAUGACUUUCAACAAUUGAUGGAAUUCGAGCAAGCAAGUCGCAUUCUGCCCGUCUAUCAAGCAGUCGAGGCUCUCAACUUGACCGAGAAGGUUUCCGGGCCACUUGCAGCGGCGAAGCUGACAUCAAUAACUGCUUUAUCCACCAUUUCAGAUUUGCCAGAAGGAAUUUUUGAGUCUGCGCCAACCUUGCGAACAACAGUUUUUGAUGAUUGGGAGUCUGCCCAUACUAUGAUUUCAGUCGGCGAUGAAUCAACUGCAAACAUCCAUCUUGUUGCGGUUCUCAAUCCAGCAAGCGAACAGGGCCAGAAAUGGGCACCCAUACUAAAGGUACUUUCUGAGCUCGACGGUGUCUUCUUGCGUAUCUUCUUGAACCCGAGGGAGCGAAUCGACGAACUACCCGUCAAGCGGUUCUAUAGAUAUGUGCUUGAAUCAGCGCCUACUUUCGAUGAGUCUGGCAAAGUCCGUUCGUUAAGUGCCAAGUUUAAGGGUAUUCCAUCUGAGGCGUUACUGAACCUAGGCAUGGACGUGCAACCCGCCUGGCUGGUGGCAGCUAAGGACUCCGUCCAUGAUCUCGACAACCUGAAGCUCAGCUCCAUCAAAUCAAAUGUCGAGGCUACGUACGAGCUUGAGAACAUCCUCAUUGAAGGCCACUCUAGAGAAUCAUCUGGCAACCCGCCGCGCGGUGUUCAAUUGCUGCUGGGCACCGAGUCGGACGCACAUUUUGCGGACACCAUCAUCAUGGCCAAUAUUGGGUACUUCCAGUUCAAGGCCAACCCAGGUUACUACAAUAUUCAACUCAAGGAGGGACGAAGCUCAGAUAUAUUUUCCAUCACUAGUGUUGGCGCUAAAGGAUUCAAUGCUGCGGCUGGCGACGAGGGCACCGACGUUGCUCUUAUAGGCUUUCAGGGAACUACUCUUUACCCGCGCCUUGAACGCAAGCCUGGCCAGGAGCUGGAAGAUGUCCUCGAAGAGACUGGAUCUGCCGGUGGCGAUAUUCUUUCUCAGGGCCUCAAGUUCGCCCAGGGUAUUCUAGGUGGCAAGAGCAAGGCCAAGUCUAUUUCGGAUACCGAGCAUGCGGAGAUCAACAUCUUCUCUGUCGCUAGCGGGCACCUGUAUGAGCGCAUGUUGAAUAUCAUGAUGGUUUCUGUCAUGAAGAACACUAACCACACGGUCAAGUUCUGGUUCAUUGAGCAAUUUCUCUCCCCUUCAUUCAAGGAGUUCAUUCCCCAUCUGGCCGAGGAAUACGGCUUCAAGUAUGAAAUGGUUACAUACAAAUGGCCGCACUGGCUCCGCCAGCAGAAGGAGAAGCAGCGAGAGAUCUGGGGCUAUAAGAUUCUCUUCUUGGACGUUCUCUUCCCGCUGUCUCUGGAUAAGGUUAUCUUCGUGGACGCCGACCAGAUAGUUCGGACUGACAUGAUUGAUCUUGUAAACCUCGACCUCGAAGGCGCGCCUUACGGUUUCACCCCUAUGUGUGAUUCUCGCACGGAGAUGGAAGGAUUCCGCUUCUGGAAGCAAGGGUACUGGGCAAAUUACCUCCGCGGCCUUCCUUACCAUAUUUCAGCGUUGUAUGUGGUCGACCUACGCCGCUUCCGUGAGCUGGCAGCCGGUGACCGUCUUCGACAGCAAUACCAUACUCUCUCGGCUGAUCCAGCCAGUCUCAGCAACCUGGACCAGGACUUGCCCAACCACAUGCAGUUCCAGAUUCCUAUCAAAAGUUUACCUCAAGAAUGGCUCUGGUGUGAGACUUGGUGCUCUGACGAGAGCCAAAAGGAGGCUCGCACGAUUGAUCUCUGCAACAACCCACAGACGAAGGAGCCCAAACUUGACAGGGCCAGAAGACAAGUGCCUGAGUGGAAUUUAUACGAUGACGAAAUUGCCGCGGUUGCCAGACGGUUCAAGAGUGAUACCAUCACAGGUGAGGAGCAACAGAAAGUCCUCGGUGGCGAUGAAGUCCAGGUCGAAAAGAAUCCCAAGAGCCGCCGGUUCGAGGAAGAGCCUAAGACGAAGACACAAGGCACCGGAGAGGAGGAACAUAUCAAAGACGAGUUGUAAGCACAACACAACAUAUAGAGCUAGAUAAUGUAAAGAAGACAAGGUCAAAGUAGCACAGUCGUCCAAGGGAUGCAUUAUUAUGACACGAGGUAGAUUAUGCGCAUGGUAGUUGAAGAGAGAUUUUUGCGAGCAGAAGUAGUGUGUUUGGUGGAAGCAGCAACGCAAGCACAUGUCGGUGCUCAAAUAAAUUGCUGCAUAGUAUGUAUGUGUAGCAUCUGUUUUGCCAAGACCCGUGCGUACAAUUCGGUGCCAAGUUCUUUU